AUGUGCCUUGUAGUCAGACAUGUACAGCUACCUUACCGUUCAGAUGGAUCAGCACCCCGUUUGGCGCCGCGAGGCACAACCUCGUCUCUAGCGCGAACGGCUCGCAACGCCACCAACCGCAACUCGACGUCAACUACGUCACAAAAGCCACCAUCUAGAAACACGACGCCGUCUAAGCCCAAAUCCGCACCUAAAAGCAGUGUCCCACAAAACGAGUUAGCCGUUGAUGAUAAGAUAAUCAAAAUAUGCAGUGAAAUCGAUGUCAUUAAAGUUAAAAGUUUAGAAAAUGUGGAGAAUGACGAAGAGCACACGGUGGCCGCGUUGGCAAUGGCCGAUUCAGUUGACGUAUGCCCUAACGACACCGCGGAAUGUGACACCGAAGUGCCGCCGGUCGAUGGCGAACCCGUUGAUGUGCAGGAAAAUGGCAGUGAAACUGCCAAAUCCACGAAUGAUGAUGAAAACAGAAACCAAAUAGACGGUGAUUUAACCCAAAUACCAGAGAACGAAAAGGUUGAAGUUGGGCAUUCUUCGAUCGUUAGUCGUCCUCAGACCCCAAAGAGCGGACUAUCAAAUCUGUCACGAUCAUCUCCACGAGUGCAGAGCCGCCCAGUGACGCCGGUAAAGCCAACCAGACCUGUAACAACACACAGACACCAGCUAAUAAUACACAGUUAUCCAAAACAAGUAACGGACAGGAGGACGUUCACUGCCAUAUUUUGUGCGAAGCAGAAAGAGUUUCAUCGCAUGAAGAAGGAACUCGAUUUGAAGCAGAAAACAAUAUUGGAGACGUUUAACAUUUUGAAAAGUUUACAUGACCGUAUGUUGAAAGAGGGGAAAACCGGUGAGGGCGAGGUUUUGUACCAGCGAGAGCUUGUGAUGUUUAACGUUGCUGACUGGGCAGGUGAAGAGGUGGCCCAAUUAUGUCGUAGUUCCCACCAUAGUUCCGAAGGAGCAGGAGAACUGAUCAACACUUUCACGCCUAUUGAUGAAGAGUUUUUGUCAAAAUGGGAAAUUAAAGUGUUGAACAUACCCAACAGUUUCGGGGAUCUGUGCAUACAGGCAUUCACGACACGUCAAGAAGUUGUUGACUGGGUGAAAGUUAUUGUAGAAAAUGAAGAUGCAGUAAAUGAUGAGGACCUAAGCCGCAUAACCAUUUACAACGAAGAAGGAGUUCAGCUUUGCGACAUUCUACGCGAGCUCAAAACUCAAGCAGAUGAGUCAUUACGUGAAGUAACGCAGCUUUUGAAGCAAACGUGUCAGGAACGCAGUAUUUUAAUAACCGUAGCAGAAUCAUUAGUGAAGGAGUUAGCACAUUUACGAAAGGACAUAGCGUUGCACACUGCCGCGACUAUGGAAUUGAGUUCAAUAAAUGCAGUAGAUACUGAAACCACAAAAGCUUUAGAGGAUACCCGCCGUGAAUUGGAAGAGGAGCGUGCUGCUAAAGCCGCCCUUAAAGACAAGCUGUCAACAACAGAGUCACAAUUGCGACAAACACGCUUAAGAGUGAAUAAAAUGGAUCGUCAGUUGCGUGAGGCGGAAGCGAGUAUUUCCAGUCUUACGGGCACUGUAAAGUCACUCGAAGAUCAGAGUCGUCAAAAAGAAGUACAACUUGAGGCACGUGCUAGAAAGUUGAAGGAAUCUCUGAAGACGGGUGAGAUAACCAACAAUCAUAUAAUACAAGAACGUGACGCACUUCAAAACGAGCUUACACAACUGAAAGGACAGUUAGAAAAGACUAUGAUUGAAAAUAAGGCAACGGUACAAGAUUUAAACAAUCAACUAAGAGAUCUUAAAACCGCUUUGGAAGCGGAGAGAACUAAAAAGCAGGAAGAAAUCACAAUGAGAAACAUGUUCGAGGAAUCUUAUAGGGAGAGCUUAAAUACGAUCGAAGAACUUAAAGCCCAAAUAGAAGAACUUGAUCGAAAGAAACAAAAUCCCGAUCUUCCAACUGAAAGGGAAGUGGAAUUAAGAGCGGAAAUAAUCGCAACCAAAGAGACAUUACGCUUAACGGAAGAAGAAAUUAUUGCAUGCAAACGCGAAAAAGUUCGCUUUUUAGAGACGCUUACCAAAAUCGCUGAAACCGACAACAAAAUGGGAAUGCACCAGAAACUGGCCACGGAGCUUCUUAACAAGGAAGAAAUAAUGAGCAAGAUGCAAACACAAAUUCGGGAAUUGACUAAAAGCAUUAAAUUAAACGAACAAAAAGUAAUCCAGUACGAGCAAUAUGUUAGAGAUAUGCAAAUGUAUAAUCAAGCAUCUGGAAAUUGUCUUGAGAGUUCUGAUGGUGCUACUUUUCAAGAAUUGCAACAAGAGAUAAUGCACCUCAGAAUGGGACUACUGGAAGCAGUUCAUAGGAACGAGGAGUUAACGGAGAUCUUGAUGCAGAGGGACCAGCAGCUUGAACAACAGAACAAGACAUCACGUGCCCAGGCAAAGGUCCGCGAAGAGUUAAUCAAUAUGCUGAAGAAUAAGGAGACGGAACAAAGUCGUGAGCUAUCCAUGCUACAACAGGACCUAGCAAAUCGAAUGAAAAUUGUAGAAGAAGUGAACAAGCAAAUAGCUGCAAAGGCGGAGGAGAUUCAAGAACUUUUUUCAACUUUGGAAAAUAAGCAGCAGCAAAUCCAUCGACUGGAGAAGAUCGUGAUAGCCUUGGAGGAGCAACAGAGGCGGGCUCAAGCACAACGCACUCGCCAUGAGGAGAAAAUCGCAGCGCUGGAGCACGAGCUGGCUGCUGGUGGCAACAGGCGAGAACGACGGGGCAAAGAAGAACCUAAUAUGCACAUUAUAAGC
Messenger RNA from Iphiclides podalirius (scarce swallowtail), 2790 nucleotides. The record is from the annotation of a GenBank genome assembly. NCBI's taxonomy places the organism in Eukaryota, Metazoa, Arthropoda, Insecta, Lepidoptera, Papilionidae.